GCGAUGCAUGACGGGAUCGUCCACUCCACGAUCCAAGAUGGCGUCCAUGUCGACCUCUCAUCUUAUGAGGGGAAUAACCCAUCAACAGCGAGUCCUUCGGCUUUACAGGAACUGCUUGAGACACAGCUUAUCCUGGAUCGUAGAUAGACAGGCAUGGAGGAAGGAAGCACUCAUGAUCAGAGCGCAAUUUGAGGCCAACAAACAUGAGACGGACCGCAAACGUAUCGCCAUGAUUAUGGAGCAGGCGGAGGCUGAAUUCGAGAGAAAGAAACAUCCAUACCCUUACACGUUCCCAACAGCUGCCGAGGGAUCAAAAUGGGAAAGAAAUACACCUCCACCACCACACGUGUUGGAACUGCUUCCACAAGAAGAGGAAUGGUUGAAGGAAAUGACAGAUUAUGCUAACUACAAGAUUGACUAAAGAUCUCCUAGACUCUAUUGUACAGAAUUCAUCACAGGUUUUGCCUGCCCUCCUUAUUGUCCAGUUAGUUAUUAUGUGAAUGUUUUUGGUAAUGACAUCUUUGUAUUUAAAUACUGACUCGACCCAACUUUGUGAAAGAAUAAAAGUUUAAUUUUAAUUCAA
This is a messenger RNA of Nematostella vectensis (starlet sea anemone), 583 nucleotides long. Its product is annotated as NADH dehydrogenase [ubiquinone] 1 beta subcomplex subunit 9. Lineage: Eukaryota; Metazoa; Cnidaria; Anthozoa; Actiniaria; Edwardsiidae. The record is from RefSeq and is a predicted model, not a curated record. The transcript is spliced from 3 exons. Gene Ontology annotation, biological process: mitochondrial electron transport, NADH to ubiquinone. The coding region runs from base 8 to 421 and encodes 137 amino acids.